Molecule: messenger RNA, 1694 nt
Organism: Nicrophorus vespilloides
Lineage: Eukaryota; Metazoa; Arthropoda; Insecta; Coleoptera; Silphidae
Product: GATA zinc finger domain-containing protein 14-like
Exons: 16
Coding region: 50-1357 (435 amino acids)
Molecular function (GO): zinc ion binding
Source: RefSeq, a predicted model, not a curated record
AGUAGCAGAAUUGAGAGACUUGAAAUUAGCUAUCCUGCUGGAUAAUCGCAUGGGAAGUAUAAUGGAUUAUGAAUUCCAAAUAAUCAAUUCAAAUAGUGGUGAAGUAUAUGAAGAUGAUAAAACAAUGAUCAUGAAGAAUGUCGCCGUUCAUAUAGCUCGCAGACCAUUGUUAAUAGGAAAGACCCGUAAAAAAAUAUGGAAAUCCCAAAAAGAUCAAAUAAUGGAAUAUUCCAUCAAAGAUGUGGAAGAUCACCUUGAUAAAUUAAAAGCUCCAAAAUCACGCGGCAAAGUUCCGGAGAUAUACACCUGUUCUAAAUGCUACAGGAAAGGGCACUGGGUACAAGAUUGUCUAUUGGAAAAAAGGGUUAAAGUGUCCUCGGGUAUUCCCAGGGAUGCAAUGAUACCCGUUGAGGGUCCCGAAGUGAAAGGGGCAAUGUUAACCCCUUGGGGCACUUACGCAAUUUCGAAAGCACAGCUCGAUUGUUACACUAAUAAAGAAGCCGCAAUACAGCAGUACCAAAUUCCUAUUAUUUGCAACAGAUUUGAUGGGUCUGAACAUAAAGACUGUAGCAACAAGCACAUAUUCGAAGAUUGUAAUACGAGAAAUAUUGAUUUUAUCAACCUAAACAGCCUGAAAUACGUGAAGAUUAACAGAAAUAGCUUGCAAACCGUUGAUGAUAACAAGGAAAAUAUAGAUAUUAACAACCCACACAGCUUGAAGUACGUGAAGACUGAGAAAUUAUGUGAAAGUAACACGGAAAAUAUAGACUGUAGCAACCCAUACAGCUUGAAGUACGUGAAGACUGAGAAAUUAUGUGAAAGUAACACGGAAAAUAUAGACUGGAGAAACUCAUACAGCUUGAAGUACGUGAAGACUGAGAAAUUAUGUGAAAGUAACACGGAAAAUAUAGACUGGAGCAACCCAUACAGGUUGCAGAACGUUAGAGCCAACGGAUUCGACGAUAACAAGGAAAAUAUAGAUAUUAACAACCCACACAGCUUGAAGUACGUGAAGACUGAGAAAUUGUAUGAAAGUAACACGGAAAAUGUAGACUGUAGCAACCCACACAGGUUGCAGAAUGUUAAGGUCAACACAUUCGAAGAUAGUUACCAGGAAAAUCUAUAUUAUAGCAACCCACAUUGGUUGCAUAACGUUAAGGUCAACACAUUCGAAGAUAGUUACAAGGAAAAUCUACAUUGUAGCGACCCACAUAGGUUGCAGUACGUAAUGGCCAACAUAUACGAUGAUAAUAAUAACAAGGAAAAUAUGGAUUUUAACAACCCACAAAGGUUGGAAUAUGUGAAGAAAAUGAAAGGAUAUUCGAAAGUGCGUUGCAGAAGAACGAAAAUGUAUUAAGAUGCUGCUUGUUUUUAAAAACUAGAUGUGAAUUUUAAAAUGUUUGUAACAUUGUUUAUUUUUUUCCUUUAUUUUGGAACUGGACUGGUGACAAUUAAAACAAAAAAAAUAAAAAAAAAGUCAAGGGAUUGGACCAGUAACCAACAUUAACAUAAUCUCUUUAAAGACACACGCACUCACGAACUACCUACUCUAAAAACGAUUUGGUAGGUCUUGGGGCUUGAAAUGCUUCAAUCUUCGGCGAUGGUUCUCUGUGUUAGUCAGCUCCACAGCAAAGGGGUUUGGGUGAAUAUCCAGCCGAUGUUAUGUUAAAAAAAUAUAUUAUUUUUAAAGCGUA